This is a messenger RNA of Aethalodelphis obliquidens (Pacific white-sided dolphin), 407 nucleotides long. It is a transcript of the gene SPINK1, whose product is annotated as serine peptidase inhibitor Kazal type 1. The record is from RefSeq and is a predicted model, not a curated record. Bases 89 to 328 code for a protein of 79 amino acids. The transcript has 4 exons. Gene Ontology annotation, molecular function: protein binding; serine-type endopeptidase inhibitor activity. Lineage: Eukaryota; Metazoa; Chordata; Mammalia; Artiodactyla; Delphinidae.
UGUAUGAACCUUCCAGUCCCAGGAUUCUAGAGAGAAGUGGUAAGUUGAGUUCAGUUUUUGACUGAGCCCUGGAGCCAGCAAUCCAGCCAUGAAGGUAGCCAGCAUCUUCCUUCUCACUGCCUUGGUCCUAUUGAGUUUAUCUGGUAGUACUAGAGCUAACUUCCUGGAAAGAAAGGCUAAAUGUACAAGUGCAGUGAGUGGAUGUCCCAAGAUUUAUAACCCUGUCUGCGGGACAGAUGGAGUUACUUAUUCUAAUGAAUGCGUGUUAUGUAUUGAAAAUAUGAAACACAAGACUCCUGUCCUCAUUCAAAAAUCUGGGCCUUGCUGAGAACCAAGGUUCUGAAAUCCCAUAAGAACACUAUGAUGCGGUGGCUGGCCUGAUUGUUGAAUAAAAUGCAUCUAAACAC